Molecule: messenger RNA, 7898 nt
Organism: Lepisosteus oculatus (spotted gar)
Lineage: Eukaryota; Metazoa; Chordata; Actinopteri; Semionotiformes; Lepisosteidae
Gene: zfyve16
Product: zinc finger, FYVE domain containing 16
Biological process (GO): endosomal transport
Cellular component (GO): early endosome membrane
Molecular function (GO): metal ion binding
Source: RefSeq, a predicted model, not a curated record
CAGUGCUGUUUCCCUUGCUUAGGCUGUGCCUCUGCUCUCUCAGGUGCAGCACGGAGCAGAAUCAGUAAGACCUGAAUAUGGUAAUCCAAGUAUAGUCCUGUAGUAGGUGUGGAGUGUGACUUGGCAUUUGGAAAAGCAAUGUAGUUUAAGAAAUUGUUUUUAUUUUCAGUUCAAUGCGACUGAGUUCAUGUUGGAAGUUAGGUGAGUAAGGCCAAUAUUCAAGAGACAGCUCGGGGCAGGGCUUCGCUUUUAGAGAAGGAAGUGUCUUUUUAAUUUCACUCCUAGCACAAGCUGUUUAGUAAAGGCUGGGUGGCAUGGUAGCGUGGUGAUUAGCAUUGCUACCUCGUAGUGCUGGGGCCUGGCUUUAAUUCGGGACCUGGAGUGCUGUCUGUGUAGAGUUUGUAGGUUUUCCCCGUUUUCGUGUGGGUUUCUGCUGGGUGCUCCAGUUUCCUCUUACAGUCCAAAAACGUACUGCUAGGUUAUUUGGCUUUGUUUGGGGGAAACGAACCCUGGCGAGUGUUUGUGUCCGUCUACCCUGUGAUGCAGGGUGUAUCCUGGGUGCGUGCUACCUUGUACCUCCUGCUUCCCGACAUAGCCUCCAAGUCCCACGCGACCCUGAAGUGGAUGAAGCCGUUGGAAAAUGGAUGGAUGGUGCAGUGAUGAUGACAUUGUUUUAAGCUAAUUACAACGAGCUCAAGGGCUGAGCUGAGCCCGUGUUCCCGAGGGAGAAUGGACAGCUUCUUCAAAGCAGCCGUGUGCGACCUGGACAAGCUGCUGGACGAUUUUGAGCAGAACUCAGAUGAGUUUGAAUGCAGGAUUACAGUAGAGAUCCCAUGUGCCCCUGUCUACCCUGCUCCGUCCUCCAGUUGUCAGGCCUUUGCAUCACAGCCUCAAGCAGCUUCUUCGUCUCAGUCAGCAGUCAACAGUCUGCCCAGUACGCGUGCAGGGUGCUCCACUACCCCACUUCCUGGCCUCACUGUGCACUCCACUGACCCCGAGUGCAGUGGGAGACCCUUGACUGGUGUGGACCUCCUGUCAUCUCUGGACAGCAGGGCUGCCAAGACCUCGGCACCUCUGUGUCCAGACAGGGCGCUGAAACCAGUGUGCGACUUGGUCAGUGACACAGGCCCUGCAGUUCUGCGAGCCAGUCGCCAUGACGCCUUCAAGGAGCUGGAUGUUGCUGAAAAGGAACUGGAGGAACGUUUAUUGGUAGAUCUUGAAUCUACAACUGCAUGUCAUUCUGGAGGUGGUCCACAUGUUGGCCUUAAGAGUAUCCCUGGGGCACAAAUCUGUCCUACCAGGGAGGGAUUGCUGGUGGAGCAAGAUGCCGGACAUCUUGCAGCUGGAGGAGUGUUGACUUCCUUAACUUUGUUAGAUAUAAUCUUUGCAGCAGAGAAUGCUAAUAUACCUCAGGGUGCAGAGUCGGCUAGCAUUCUAGAAGCUGAGGAGCCUUUGGAAGCAGUCGUUCAGGAUGAUGGGUGUCCUGAAACAAGACUGAGUUGUACAGAUAAUGGAGAACCCCUUUCUGACUCUGAGAGAACUGGGAUUGGCAGUCCAGUGACUGAUUCUCAGGGGGACUGGGGUGAUGAAGAAACUAGGAACAGCACUCCUCAACAUACUGAGGUAGAUGAGAUUAACCAAACCAGCAUCACUCUUGAAGGUGCAGAGCUGGAACAGCAGAUUCCUUCCCGAAACCAAGAGAAAGACAUUGUUGAACAAGUCAACAGCUUAGCCCAUGAAAUGUGUGGUGCUUCACAACAGGAUAACUUGAGCAAUUUCUCAAGUCUCCCUGAAGACAAAGAUAGUUCCUUGUCCUGUCUACCUAUAUCUGUGUCCAUGUGUGGGUCCCUGGUUGCGUCCCUGGACUUGGAGAAGAAUGAGUCGCAGGCCGAAGAAGAGGUUGAGGUUCUCACCUGUGAAUCACCAGUUCAAGUUGUGCCUGCUGUCCCUGAUAUUCAGCAGAUUAUUCCUCCAAUGGAGGUAGCUACGAACCGUGUGGACCAAAUUGGUCCUGGGUCUGCUGAUGAAAGUGGCAGCCUCCAGUCAGAAACCAAAGCUACUCCUGAGACUAAGCCAUUAACCAGUAUCCCAAGCAUGGCCUCUUCUCAGUCAGCAGAAAGCAGUUCAGCUCAGGAUGGAGAGGGGUCUGCCGUGGUAGAGGAAAGCUGUUCUCUCCCUGUUGGUGCCAGCCCUGAGUUUCCCUCAGAUAUUGCCUUUGUGGAUGACUUUCUCCUAGAUGGUGACCUGGGUGACAUCCUUGUGACAGAUGAGGAUCUGGAUGCCUUUCUCAUGGAGCGGAACACCCGAAAUAGUGAGGGAGAGCCCCUGAAGAAUGUGGCAGAUGAAGGGUUUUCAGAAAUGAAUGGAGACCUUUCUGAAUUUCCUGACCUGUCCCCAGGUGAUAUGGAUGAUGGUCUCGCUGAAGAAGAUGGGAAUGCCAUCAGUGCUAAAGGUGGCGAGUUAGCCUUGCUCGCUUCGAGCCAUUCCUAUUCAGCCGUAGAACAAGGUGAUCUGAAACCUGCUUUUUCAUCUCAGGACAACGACGGUUCUUUAACAGAUGACAUUGCUUGUACCGGGAGUAACCACAGGGAGUCUUCAAACACAGCCAGCUCUCUUGGCAAAAAGUCAAACCACACUGAUAACCACCCAUACUAUGGAGGGGCAAGACCCAAGCAGCUUUUUAGCCACCCUGCCAGAACUUUACUAACAAAUGAAUUGGACUACAGAAUAAGUGAGAGUCAGGAUGUACCUUACGUUGGAGUUCUUACUCCUAAUAACAUGGAGUCCCCUGCUGCAGAAGCAGACCCCAGUCAGUAUUUAGGAAAUUCUGGGUAUCUUCACUCAGAAAGGAUUGAAAGCACCAUGGGUAUUGAUGAAGUCUCAGACUCUGCACUGUUCCUCUCUCAUCCUGAUGACAGCGUAAUGGCUGAGGCUGCUUCUGUAGAUGACAGGGUGAUCCGGGAGGCUUCCAGUUUAGGCUCGAAACAGCCUUCAUGGGUGCCUGAUUCUGAGGCGCCGAACUGCAUGAACUGCCGCCAGCGGUUCACCUUCACCAAGAGGAGGCAUCACUGCCGAGCAUGUGGAAAAGUGUUCUGUGCAGGGUGCUGCAGUAGGAAAUGCAAGCUCAAGUAUCUGGAGAAGGAAGCCAGAGUCUGUCUUGCGUGCUAUGAAACCAUUCAUAAAGCUCAGGCCUUCGAGAGGAUGAUGAGCCCCACGGGCCCCAGCCCCAACCCUAAUGUGCCCUCGGAGUACUGCUCCACCAUCCCACCCCUGCAGCAGGCUCGUGCCGCUGGGACCCUCAACUCCCCUCCGCCUACUGUCAUGGUGCCCGUCUCCGUGCUCAAGCACCCAGGAAGCGAAGGAUUUCCCAGGGAACAGAAGCGAGUGUGGUUUGCCGAUGGUAUUUUGCCAAAUGGAGAAGUUGCGGACACAACUAAGCUCUCUGCUGGAAGUAAGAGAUCCUCCCAGGACCCCAGCCCUUCAACACCAGAACCCCCAGUGUCCCAGGUGAAGAGUGAACAGGAAGGACCUGCUGCUGCAUUGCUGGGUGAUGAUGCGGAAGCCGGAGCAACCGGGCCAGAGCAGGCCCCUAGUGAUGCAGGGAGUCCUCUUAGUGGGACUCCUGAUGGCCCAGGAGACAGCAGGACCCUUGUCAGUGGGCCCUGGGAUUACAGCCUGCUCUGUGCCGUGGGGAGCUGUGUGACCAAGGCGGACAGCCUGCUCCCGGAUGAUGAGGAGGGCCUGCCUCCCCUGCUAAUAGCCACAGGAGAGCAGGGAGGAGACCCGUUAGUGGAGGAACUUCCCUCUCCCGGCCAGAUCCUGCUGCUGCUGGAGGAAGGAGGACCACGACCUCUGACCUUUGUUCUGAACGCAAACCUUCUGGUCAAUGUCAAAGCAGUCUCCUAUGGUGGUCGAAAGUGCUGGUGUUUCAGCUCCAAUGGUCUUCAGGGCGUAGGCCAGUCGGAGAUAGUUAUCUUGCUGCAGUGCCUCCCAGACGAGAACACUCUGCCCAAAGACAUCUUCAGGCUCUACAUCAUCAUGUACCAGGAUGCCCAGAAAGGAACAUUUGUGGAGAACCUGGGCAACGUAACAUUCACGGAGAGUUUCCUGGGCAGUAAAGACCAUGGAGGAUUCCUCUUCAUUUCACCCAGCUUCCAGCCUCUGGAGGGUCUCCCACUGCCCUCCAGCCCUUUCUUGUUUGGGGUGCUCAUCCAGAAGCUGGAGGUGCCCUGGGCCAAAGUAUUCCCCUUGCGCCUACUGCUGCGACUGGGGGCUGAGUACAAAGUCUAUCCCUGCACUUUGAUAAGUCUGAGAUUCCGAAAGUCUUUGUUCAGAGAGACGGGGCAUACCAUAAUGAACUUACUUGCAGACCUGCGAAAUUACCAGUACAGCCUGCCUGUAGUAGAAGGCUUGCUGAUCCACAUGGAAAUGGGAAAUAGCUACAUUGAAAUACCCAGGGAGAAGUUCAGUGAGAUGUUGAAAGUUGUGAGCGCUUCCAAUGAGCAUGUGAUCAGCGUGGGAGCAAGUUUCAGCACGACAGCGGAUUCUCACUUGGUUUGUGUGCAGAACGAAGAGGGGAACUAUCAGACGCAAGCAAGUAGCAUGAUGGGAAAGCCCAGAAAAGUCACAGGAGCGAGCUUUGUGGUGUUCAAUGGAGCUCUGAAGGCUUCUUCUGGGUUUCUUGCCAAAUCCAGCAUGGUUGAAGACGGAUUAAUGGUACAGAUCACGCCUGACACCAUGGAAGCCCUCCGGCAAGCACUCAGGGAGAAGAGAGACUUCCAGAUCCCCUGCGGGAAGCUGGAUUCUGGGGAUGCGAGGGAGAAUGUGAACAUCUGCUGGGUGGACAGGCCGGCGCUCGUGACUCAUGGAGUCACGAGCCCUGUGGAUGGGAAGUCUCUGGAAGGCGUGCCUAAUGUUAAAAUGCAACAGGAGGCAGAGUUUGAGACUGACGGGAAAUUUGUUAAGUGCACUGAGGUAUUUUACCUCCUGAAGGAGCAGGAUUGCUCUCUGUCCGCUGUCCUGGCCGCUCACAGUCAGUUCCCCCGCGAGAUCGCCACAGCCGGCUGCGCUGCCCUCUGCCCUCACCUCAAAACACUGAAGGACAGCGGCAUCAACCACCUGGGCCUGCGCGUUUCCACAGACGCCGACGUGGUGGAGUACCAGGCCGGAGCUGGAGGGCGGCUCCUCCCCCAGCGCUACAUGAACGAGCUGGACAGCGCCCUGAUCCCCGUCAUACACGGCGGCAGCACUAGCGUGCCCCGCCAGGCUAUGGACAUGGAGUUCUUCUUCUUCAUCGCAGAGAGCCUCGGCUGAGCCCGGGCCAGUUCGGACCACAGACGCGCCAAAGCAUUGCAGCGCCACAGGUUGGGGCUCGGUGACGGGCCACCGGCUCGGAGUGCUUUGGAUGCCUGGGAUCGUUCAGAUCAGAACAUGUAGAUGGAAAAGGGGGGGCACAGCACUGUUCUUAAAGCUAUCAAGUACUGGUUGUUUAAUGGGAUCCUCUGAGUAACCUUCUGCUGAAUUUCAUACAUUUCACUGCCAGUUUUAUUUGAGACCCAUUGUUCUGGAUUCCACUCGUACCAUUCAGAGCCUUUGCACGCGAACACCCUGAGGGAUGGGAUUCGAGUUCUGACGAGUGACUCAUUACUAUUCCACACAGUGGGUGCAGGGUUAGCAGUGUUCUGCUGGCUCCUUUCAGAAGUAUGAUUGAGUAUUGCUGAUGUGCUCUGUUGCCUGUUGUUUUGGCUACAGCCUGCCUCUAAAAACGUUGUCGCUCCACUGACACCAGCACAAUAAGCACUCGCAUACCCUGCUCUUGAAUGCUGUUAGUUCUGUGCCUUUCUGCACAUGUUGUGGACUGUGUCCUAGAGUGAUGAUAAUAUCCUUUUAGAACUGAAGGGGGAACAAUACCAGCGUAACUUGGUCAGCUUUUGGUGCACCUGACAUUCAGGGAUAGGACAGUUUCCACAUGGCAUUGGGGGCUUUUGUACCAGGAGGCCAGUUACUCACCCCCUCUUACAGUAAGAGGUUGGCCAUGACAUUCCACUCAAACAAAAUGCCGCCUGCCCUCUAUCAUUAGGGAGAGCGCCGGAGUCCACACACAGGCCUUGCCCUGACAGCGAGGGCUGCUUCAACUGUGGUCUCUUGUGCGGCUUAGAAAUAUAGGAUCUUUAAAAAAGCAGAAAUAGCAGCACUUUUAAAUGCUAAAGUAAAUCAUACUGGAAAAAAAUAUGAAAAAUUAAACCUGUUGGCUUACUGUACAUUUUACAUUGUCAUUGAGUACAUUACAGCAAACCCAGGUACAUUACAGGUACAUGCAUUGAGUAUAUUACAGCAAAUCCAGGUAGUUAAACCAGGUUUUAUAUCUGAGAAUGUGAAAAAAAUAAAGAAAAUACUGCAAAGCCAUUUAAUGCCUAAAAAUGCAGCCCUAAAUCUCAAUGUUGUAUCUGAAGUGUGACAGGUUUUAUUAUAAUUGAAAACAAAGAUAAUGAGACGUGGUUGGUUCAAGUACCUUCAAGUUAGUCACCUUCACGUAAUUAGAAAAGUUUAUAAGUACUGAUCAUUUUUCAGGUAGAGGAUAUUGCUAAUUAUUAUUGUAUUAUUCUAAUGUUUUUCUUGGUGCGUAAAAUGCUGUGUGAGCACAGUCUAUUCACACUCCUCAAUAUCUUAAUGCUGAUUUGUCAUUGUAUAAAAAAUGUAAGAAUAGGAAAAUUAUAUAAAGCUCUUCAAAAUGAAGUGCUUAAAACCUAUUUUUGGAAAUUUUAUGUGCAUUAAAAGAUAUUUUUGAUAGGAUGUUAGUCAUAUUGCAGAUGCUGUGCAGGUAAAGCCUUGUACCUGAGACAACACAGUGACUGUAAAUCUGGAAACACUAAUUAGUUGUCUGUUGGUAUAGCCAGGGCCCACAGAAAUAGCAUGGUACACAAGCAAUUUAUCUUUAAGGUCUUAUUUUACCUCUGUUAAUUCAUAUAGAACACAGCUGUUAAUGAAAAUCUUUGUAUUUGUAUUGAGUCAAGUUGACAGCUUUCUUCAUUUUGCUGUAGACCAAAACCUUUGUAAAGGAUCCACACUUUAGUUUUGAAGGCAUAUUAAGUCUUCUAUGAAAUCAUGCAUGGCUGAUGUGUUUUUAGAAGCAAAAGUUGCUAAACAUGUUACACAAACACGUGCCAGGCAAAGGCAUUUCAGGUAUGGACUUUUCUCUCAGCACGGCCAAAAUUACAAUGCUGCUAAUCUACUUUAGAAUUUUUUCCCCUUUCUGCCUGCUAAUAUGUGUUGUUUUAAAUGCACAGGUGUCCUGAUUUUUUUGUGUUUUAGUGAUAAACUUAUAGAGCUGAAAUUGAAUUGCCGUGUUCUUUUGAAGUCCUGGAAGACCAACUGAAUUACUAUGAAUAUAUGCUGGAAUAAGUAACAAUCUGACAUUUGCACUUUAAUGUAAAUUAGUGAGAGCAGGUACAGUAACACUUUUAAUAUCGUACUACUCUCUGGACUGGGGAAUUUGACCCUGUGGUGUAGUACCUGAGUCAUUUGCCUUACACAGAAGCAUUUCUCUGCAGUUCAUUAAGUGACUCAUAAACCCAGCAUAUUGAGCAUAUUGCUGUCAUUUCGUCUAGAUAGCAUUGCUUGUCACCACCACAACACUACCUUGUUUCCCCAAAGUCUUUUCUAAUCCCUGUGACCAUCAGAUCAGGCAUUGAAACAGUUCACAUGCUACACUAUAUAUGACUCAUUGAUAGAUGGUUUAAGUGUUCUCCUUUCCUGUUAGAGAAAAAUGCAUCACAGCUUCUGGAUGUAUAUAAGAAAGGCCCAGGUGGGAAAUAGCAGGGGUUCAUUCUCUACAGAUGGGUUUGCACAAAAUACGUUGCUGUAAUGCUUUAAUAAACACCUUUCGUAUGUAUACUUAU